AUGAGGCCGUCUCUAUUCUCCAUAGCCUUGCUAGGCCUCGGACUAUGCUCCGCCGCCGGAGUUCGUUCUUCUCUUGCUCUCGCUCCUGCGGUCAAAGUUCUGGACGAAAAGAGAGACCAGCUUCAGGACAUCGUGACAUGGGACGAGCACUCGCUCUUCGUCCGCGGUGAGCGGGUCAUGAUCUUCUCGGGCGAGAUACACCCCUUCCGCCUGCCCGUUCCGUCGCUGUACCUCGACGUCUUCCAGAAGGUGAAAGCCCUGGGCCUCAAUACGGUCUCCUUCUACGUCGACUGGGCGCUGCUCGAGGGAAAGGCCGGUGAUUUCACCGCCGAGGGCGUGUUUGAUCUCCAGCCCUUCUUCGACGCUGCGACCAAGGCGGGCAUCUACCUCAUUGCAAGGCCCGGUCCGUAUAUUAACGCAGAAGUCUCUGGCGGUGGGUUUCCGGGUUGGUUGGCAAGGUUGAAGGCGAAGCUGAGGACUUCGGACCCCGAGUUUCUUUCUGCAACGGACAACUACAUGGCAAAUAUUUGCGGCAUCAUCGCCAAGGCCCAAAUCACCAACGGUGGCCCAGUCAUACUCUUCCAGCCGGAGAACGAGUACACCAACUUUGAAGACGGCAGUAGUGCCGAUGGGCCGUACUUCCAGUAUGUCAUCGACCAGGCUCGCAAAGCUGGGGUUGUCGUUCCCCUCAUCAGCAACGACGCCAAAGCAGCGGGCCACAAUGCGCCGGGAACGGGUGUAGGCGCCGUUGACAUUUAUGGCUUUGAUGCGUACCCGCUUGGAUUUAACUGUGCAAACCCUAAUACGUGGCCGGAUAACGCUCUACCAACCACCUACCACGCAUUACACCUGCAACUAAGUCCAAGCACACCAUUCACGAUUCCAGAGUUCCAAGGAGGUUCCUUUGACCCCUACGGCGGACCUGGAUUCGAAAAGUGUGCAGCAUUGGUUAAUCACGAGUUUGAGCGCGUAUUUUACAAGAACAACUUUGGAGCUGGUGUCACUAUAUAUAAUAUUUACAUGAUAUUCGGAGGCACCAAUUGGGGUAACUUGGGGCAUCCGGGAGGAUACACGUCCUACGAUUACGGCUCCGCAAUCACGGAGGAGAGGAGUGUCUCAAGGGAGAAGUACUCUGAACUGAAGCUCGAGGCACAAUUCCUGAAAGUUUCGCCUGCAUACCUGACUGCAACGCCCGGAAAUUUGACCGUUGGAGUGUACAGCGCAACUCCAGACAUCACAGUCACACCUUUGCUAGGGAACGGAAACGGCUCGUUCUUCGUUAUCCGGCACAGCAACUACAACAGUCUUGCCACGACCGAUUACACGCUUCGUCUGCCCACGUCGCAAGGAACCAUUACGAUCCCGCAGUCGCGCGAUCUGCUGCAGCUUACCCGCCGUGAUUCGAAGGUCGUUGUCACGGAUUACCCUAUUGGAAAUACGACCCUAUUAUAUUCGACGGCAGAGAUCUUUACCUGGAAACAGUACAAGAACCAGACCGUUCUUGUCGUUUACAGUGGACCUGGCGAGACGCAUGAGAUAGCUGUUAAAUCGACCGCGACACCUGUCCUCGUUGAGGGCACCAGCGUUGACCACAACUACGUGAACAACACCCUACUCCUGGCAUGGGAGACAUCCAGCACGCGACGGGUAGUGAAGGUUGACAACCUGGUAAUCUACAUUUUGGACCGUAACUCGGCAUACAACUACUGGGUGCCAGACAAGCCCGGCGGAAGCCAAACGGCAUACGGCACGUCCAUUAUGAACCCAGACUCACUCAUUAUCAAUGGCGGGUACUUGGUAAGAUCGAUCUCGAUACAGGAUGGCACUCUCAGAGUCCAGGCAGACUUCAACCGUACCACUGAGAUAGAGAUCAUUGGCGUCGAGCCGGAAGUCGCAAAGCUUGAAGUAAACGGCAAGCAAUUGGACCACACAACGAACAACCUUACCAACUGGGUCGCGAACGCAUCCCUUGCGGGUGCCGCGCCCACCGUAUCGGACCUCAAGUCACUCAACUGGACCUUCAUCGACUCUCUCCCCGAGAUUCGCGCAGGCUAUGACGACUCCGCGUGGCCUCUCGCAGACCACAAAACAACAAACAACACAAUCGCCAAUCUCACGACCCCCGUCUCCCUCUUCGCCUCAGACUAUGGCUUCCACACCGGCACGCUCGUCUUCCGGGGCUACUUCGUCUCAAACGGCACAGAAGACAAACUCAACAUCACAACCCAGGGCGGCUCCGCCUUCGCGAGCUCCGUCUGGCUAAACGACACCUUCCUCGGCUCUUUCGCCAACGGACCCGACGCCUCGGGCGAUAAUACCUCCAACUACACCCUGGCGAACCUCACCGCGGGCGCGACGUACGUCCUGACUGUCCUCGUCGACACCACCGGCCUCGAGGAGAACUUUGUCAUCCCCGCAGACGUGAUGAAGAACCCGCGCGGCAUCAUGGACUACAGCAUCACAUCCCCCUCCGGCGCCGAGACGAACGUCACGACGUGGAAGAUUACAGGGAACCUCGGCGGCGAGGACUACGCCGACAGGGUCCGCGGCCCGUUGAACGAGGGGGGGCUCUUUAUCGAGCGCCAGGGCUACCACCUGCCCUCUCCACCCGAAUCGGCGCUCAAUACGCAACGCUCGCCGUUCGAAGGGACAGAGACGCCCGGCGUGACAUUCUACGCCGCGAAACUGGAUCUGCAGAUCCCCGCCACGGACCUCGACGUGCACCUCGCCUUCGUCUUUGACGACAUCGCAGCAUCCAACGGAACGGGUGCGUACCGCGCCAUUCUGUACGUGAACGGGUUCCAGUACGGGAGGUAUGUCAGCAAUAUCGGUCCGCAGACCAGAUUCCCCGUGCCUGAGGGUAUCCUCCAGUACCAAGGGACCAACUACAUUGGUCUGGCCGUCUGGGCGCUUGACAAUGGUGGGGCUCGCGUGCAGAACUUCCGACUCGAGGUCGGCGAGGUGGUGACGACUGGCCGAGAAGAGGUCAAGGUUGUUGAGGCGCCGGCUUGGAGUCAGCGGGCGGGUGCAUAUUAG
Colletotrichum acutatum is the source of this 3036-nucleotide messenger RNA. RefSeq names its product family 35 glycosyl hydrolase. Gene Ontology annotation, biological process: carbohydrate metabolic process. The record is from RefSeq and is a predicted model, not a curated record. Gene Ontology annotation, cellular component: vacuole. NCBI's taxonomy places the organism in Eukaryota, Fungi, Ascomycota, Sordariomycetes, Glomerellales, Glomerellaceae. Gene Ontology annotation, molecular function: beta-galactosidase activity. The transcript has 8 exons. Bases 1 to 3036 code for a protein of 1011 amino acids.